Strongylocentrotus purpuratus (purple sea urchin) is the source of this 651-nucleotide messenger RNA. RefSeq lists its product as uncharacterized. Gene Ontology annotation, molecular function: protein binding. Bases 1 to 651 code for a protein of 216 amino acids. The record is from RefSeq and is a predicted model, not a curated record. Lineage: Eukaryota; Metazoa; Echinodermata; Echinoidea; Camarodonta; Strongylocentrotidae. The transcript has 2 exons. Gene Ontology annotation, biological process: protein homooligomerization.
AUGGAUUCUGCACGGCCACGGCAAUCUGACAAUCAAAUAGGUUUGAAUGUUGGCGGUAAGAUCUACCUGACAACUCGGGACACCCUGACGCGGUACCCGAACAGUUUCUUUGCCAUCAUGCUAGACAGUGAUAUCCCUUCUGAUAGAGAUGCCCAUGGGAACUACCUGAUCGACCGGGAUAGCAAGAUAUUUCGCCAUGUAAUGAAUUUCAUGAGGUGUGGCGAACUUGUGCUACCACGGGGAUUUAGCGAGUUCGAUUUACUGGAACGUGAAGCCGACUUCUUUUCGCUCGAGGCGCUUGAAGUGGCGCUAAGAGAAGCUGCAGGCAUGUUGGUGGGGAUUGCGGUUGGUACGGGUAGCACCAGGAGCACGUAUAUGAUAACCAGAGAGGCGUUGAUGAAAGAAAAGGAAUCUUUCUUCACCGACAUGUUGGAUGGAGGGAAGCCAUUUCCAAGAGACACCCAAGGCAACUACGUCAUCAGUAGGAACAAUAGUCUCUUCCAUCAUGUUGUUGACUACCUAGUACGUGGAGGAAUCCUCAAUGACAUCACAUCGAGUGAGCUGAAGCAGCUACGAAAAGAAGCCAAGUAUUUUAGACUACAAAUGUUGGAACAACACAUCCAAAGCGUAAAUAGACAAACAGAUCUCUAG